Sordaria macrospora k-hell is the source of this 1497-nucleotide messenger RNA. RefSeq lists its product as uncharacterized. Lineage: Eukaryota; Fungi; Ascomycota; Sordariomycetes; Sordariales; Sordariaceae. The record is from RefSeq and is a predicted model, not a curated record.
AUGACGUCCUUUUCCCUCACGGGUGCCGGCCCCAACAAACUCACAAAGACCCGAGGCGCAAAGGUCGUCAAGCCCAUCCUCAAAAAGUUGUCAUCGUCGCCAAAGAACUCGUUGGAUUUGAACCGCGGAUGGGAUGAGCAGCCGGUGGACCAGCUCGAUAUCGACAACGGCAACAACAGGAACAGCGUCAACUACAGGUCCGCAAAGGAUGUCAGCUUUGGGUACGCCGGAGGUGUUGUAGCCGCAAAGGCGGAUGAGGACAGUGUCGCCGACUUGGGUGCUACUGGAAACAGCGUUCGUGUCAAGUACCAGCACACUCGCUCUGCUUCGCAAACAUCGUCUGGCAGUGGCUCCCGAGCCUUUUAUCAUCCUUUCCAACAGACGCCGCGUACAGCUACCCCGCCGCUGUCAUAUGCCCCUUCACUCUCCUCUUUCGACAACGGUCGUUACUCGCCUACCAUCGCAGAAACUGAAGACGAGACGGCCACUGAUUCACAGCAAGUCCAGCCACAGCCAACAAGUCACCCUAUGCAGUCGCCUCCUCCUCCCGUCAGGUCCAACACUACCAACAUCUUGCGCCAAAGACCGUCUAUUGCCAGCUCUCGCGCCAAUUCCUAUUCCGACGCCAACUCUGCCUCCAAGGCCCUCCGCAUCAACACUAGCCGAUCAACCCCCACGGCUGUCUCUUCCCGCCCUGACGCACAGCUUGACCAGAACGACUCUCCUACCGGCGUUGUGGGUGAUGUUGUCUCCUCCAUUCAGAGGCAGCCCACUGUUGUUUCACCGACAUCCUCCACUGGUACCCCAAUGUCUCCGCUACGCACUUCGCUCGAUAUCACCUCGGGCUUCCCUCGUCUUCGCAGCCGUUCCACCGAGAUCGACUCAGCUGCCCGCCUCGAGAAGAUCCGCAACGCGCGCCGCAAGUUCGAGGAGAAGGAGAGGGCCAACCAGGAAAAGCAUGAUCGUGAACUGAUCAAGAAGCGCGAGCGCAAGGACACCAAGGAAGCGAGCCGCAUUGAGAAGGAGUCUGCGAGACAGAGCAGUCUCAGUGAUAUUCCCAGGCCCUCUAUGUCCCGCAAGGCCACCGCUACCAGCAUCGCAUCGAUCACCGGCCCUACCAGGACAGCUUCUGGAUUCAGCUUCACCAAGAACGGCAGCGGUGGCUCUUCAAAGACCAGCCGCUCCAAGGGCGAUGUCACUGCUUCCUCAUUCUGGGAUCGGUCUUCUACCAUUGGCCCGGCCACCAACCCUACUAGCGGCGAAAACUCGCAACCGGAGAUGUCUGAGAAGCAUGGUCUUGGGUUCGCCAGUCGCAAGUACGAGAGCACGCCAACUGACCAGGCUGCUCCUCCGGCUUUCGUCGCCAACCCUGUGGAUCAUGUCAAGUUCGAGCAGACCCGUCGCCGGUCUAGCGGACCCAAGAGGAGGACUCAGAACUACUGGCAGGAGUUUAUCCUCUGGUUGAGGACCAAGAUCCUCCGCUUGAGCGGUCGCUAA